AUGCAAGAGCAGCAAUACCAACUUCACCACAUUCCAUUGAUGCAAUCAAGAACAUGUGGAGAGUCCAAGAGAGGAGAAGAUGAUUGGGCACUUGUAACCUUUGUUGGAGAACAAAAUCAAGACCCAAGAAAGUGUAAGAAGGCAAUGGAGAAGGUGAACAUCGAGCCAUGUGUGAAGAUGGACACCCAAACCCUUGAUCUUCUCAAGAUAAGAGAUGAUGUCACAUGGUACAUAAGGAAGCUAGGCUUGAGCAAGCUCUUCAAGCUAGAAUGUAGUGAGUACUCACAACUCACCAAGGAGUUCCUCUCCACAGUAGCUCUUGCCUUUCCCAACCACAAUGGAGACCAACCAGCUGCACAUGACUUCAAGGAGAACUCAAAGAGGAAACAAGCUGCCUUUGCUGAUUGGACACACUUUGCCAAUGAACCAUUCUUGCCUUCAAGGUCAAAGGUGUCUAGAAUCACUCAUCCAGCCAUUCGCUAUGUGCACCGCCUCAUCUCCACCACUUUCCAAUGCAAACAAGAAGCCAACAAGGUCACAACUGAUGAGUUCUACAUCCUCACCACACCAUUCAUCAAGCAUGAGUACAAGGCCAACCUUGGACUUUUACUUGCCAAGACAUUCAUCAAUGUGAGGAAGCUAGCUCAAGACUUGGAAGGCAACAAGAAGCUUUGUGUUCGUUUUGGGAGGCUUAUCACGGCCAUAGUACUGCAUGUGGGGAUUGACAUUCCCAACUAUGAGCCACUACCCAAGCCAACCCCUUUGGAUCUCCAUGCUCUUCAGCACAUCCACUUCCUAAACCGUUGGACUAAAGACCCAACUCGGUUUUGCUAUGAGUUUCCAAUUGGUCCAGCCAACACUUCCCUUGUCUUGCUGCCACAUGAGACAUCCCAAGCCUACGCUCAGGAGUUGUCACUUUCCAGCCCAAUGAGGAAGAGUUCUAUGUUCCAUCAAGUGAGAAACCAUCAUUCCCCAUGCUCACCUAUCGCACACUUCAGCAUGCAGUCAAGACUCAACGCCGCAUCCAAGAACGCCAUGUUCUCACUACUGGCAUGGCUGCGCACCAAGCUCUAG
Molecule: messenger RNA, 1074 nt
Organism: Microthlaspi erraticum
Lineage: Eukaryota; Viridiplantae; Streptophyta; Magnoliopsida; Brassicales; Brassicaceae
Source: the annotation of a GenBank genome assembly